AUGCCGCUCUACUCAAUUUCAGAGACUAUUCUGACUCUUAUGGAAGGUAUCCCUCCUGCUCCACCCCAAGGUGUACCAAAGUUAAAGCCUUCCAAACGAAUUGAUUAUGAACAACUUGAAAAAUUGUGUGAAAUCAAAGGACUUAAAUCUGGAAAAGGUUCUCAUAGCACCAAAGACGCACAUGAAACCUUCAUGAAACAAUAUAAAAAAAUAUUUCAGAAAGAAAAGAGGAUCUUGCCCUAUAUCCCAACACCUCCAGCCAAAAUAGCAUCCCUUGUCGGUUCUACAGUCAGUUCCAUAAAUGACAAUCUUCACAAUAUUGGCAUUUAUGUUAGAGACAUUCAUGGCCAAACAUCUGUGGAGCUUGCACUGCAGUUCAAGGACAAGUUGGAAGAAUUCAUUACUGUCUUGAAGAAGUUCCCCAUUCACAGGAGUCAUGCAGAACGUCGCUUUGUAUAUAAGAUGAUGAAAACCAUGCCUGAUUUAUCUUCUCAGUUGACACAUGAAGACUUCAAGGCACUUAGUCGAAAUAUCACUGCUGAAACCUGGGUGAAAGGCACCACAGUAAUUGCAAAUGAAGGUUUUUAUAUCAUAUUGAAAGGAGCUGUCCGACCAAGGAGCAAAGUAUACAAGAAAAUGAUUGAAUUGUCAUCUGCAGAUUUUUUCAGUGACCCAUCCUCAGUACAUUCAUCUGAAGAAGAAUUUUUCCAGGAGAAUCCACUUACAAAAUAUCGUUCUUUCAUCAGUCCACACUGCAUAAUACUUGGUCCCUGGAAUGGGUUUGGCACACUUAUAGAGUUGCCUGAACCUAAGCUGGGUUCAAACUUGUACUCUCUUAUCAUGGAAGAUGAUUGUGAACUUCUUAAAAUCAAUGCAAAGGAGUAUGCCAAGGUUAAAGAGGAGCAAGCUAAAAUGGAAAAACUUACAAGGGAGCAGCUAAUCCAUAAGUGCCCCUAUUAUAGAAAUUGGCCUAAACUUUCUGUAGAUGAGUUAACUGUCCACAUCAAAUGGAGGCGAUACCCUCCAGGACAUGUAUUGGUGAAAGAUGGAGAGAUCAUUUCAUUUGUGGCUUACAUCCAAUCUGGCUUUUGUAAAGUUUAUAGAGAAGUUAUUGGGCUUAUGAAAUAUCGACUUCGGAAAAUGAAAAAAAAGUGUAGGCGCGUUUUUAUGGGGAAACUUCAGGAGAAGGAAUCCUUUGGUGAGAUCAGUGUACUACUUCAGAUACCUUUCACAUGCACAAUCAUUACUGGAUCUGAAGUUGAACUGGGAAUCAUCGAUGCUGAGGAUAUGCUAGAAUUAGACUGGGUGACUCGGAAGCUGGUACUUCAGACAGCUGAGCAAACUUUUGGCUAUCUCACAGAUGUAAGUAAAAUGUUUCAGAAAUGGUCUGACACUAGAUUUCUCUGCAAAAUUGAGAUGAUGACAAUGAUUAUUAUUAUAACAAUGAUGAUGAUAGUGGUGACUAUUUAAUUUUUUUUUAGAAUGAUGGCGGUGACUAUUCAUAUCUGUCUAGCACUUUAUGGUUUAAAAAUGUUUUCCUCCCAACAAUUUUGUGAAGGAAGAAACAGUUCAAGUAUCAUAUUUCAUAUUUUAGAUCACAAAACUGAGUCUUCAAGGAGAAAAGAGGAUGUCAAAAAUGAAUACAUAACACGACAACGACAUAAGGAAUGGAAAAAGUUUAAGGGUGGCUGUCCUUCAGCUUUGCUUGCUGGUUCAGAAUGUGGGCUCCCUACCCCAACUUCCAGCAGAGAUGGUUUUGAGGCUUUAGUUGGAGGCGCUGCCUCCUCGAGGCUGUUCCUGCUCUGUGUGCUGCUCUCUCAGCCUGAAUAUCAGGAUAAGAUAGUCCAGUCAUCUUUGGAUUGCCGAGGAAUUAUACCUGGAACUGGAAGGUGGCACCACUGCUGGACGAGAAAAGAGAACUAUAAGAAAUCAUUUGCUGAUACCUAA
Messenger RNA from Dromiciops gliroides (monito del monte), 1947 nucleotides. RefSeq names its product cyclic nucleotide binding domain containing 1 (gene CNBD1). The record is from RefSeq and is a predicted model, not a curated record. Lineage: Eukaryota; Metazoa; Chordata; Mammalia; Microbiotheria; Microbiotheriidae.